This is a messenger RNA of Folsomia candida, 4206 nucleotides long. Its product is annotated as transmembrane and coiled-coil domain-containing protein 4. The transcript is spliced from 17 exons. The record is from RefSeq and is a predicted model, not a curated record. NCBI's taxonomy places the organism in Eukaryota, Metazoa, Arthropoda, Collembola, Entomobryomorpha, Isotomidae. The coding region runs from base 1041 to 2855 and encodes 604 amino acids.
AAUUGCUCAGUCUGCUCGCAACCACCAACCCAACCAACCAGACCGUACUUUCUCUCUCUCCUUCUCUUCUGUAUCCUUUAUACCAUCCUUGUUUUACGCAAUAUGUGUGUGUAUCAGUUAGUUGAUACUCGUUGCCAACAAUUAUUAUCAUCAUCUCAUCAUACAACACUCUCUGCUUGUGUAUUCAUUAUUCUUACGUCGAGUUGAGUUGUCAGAACUUUGUUUAAUUCACCUUUCUAUUGUGAUUGAUAUACUCGCAAUGUUAACCAAACCAAAUCAUCAUCAUCCUUCUUCUUUUGCAUCCCAUGCAAUGCUUGUUCCAAUCUGUCUGUUACUUCCAUCCUAAAUAGUGAUCAUCUGUUUCCUUUCAAUGACCGCAUGGGCAACGUUUUCAUCAUUUGCACACAAUCUGGGCUGAAAUCUGGAAAGAAAAACUUGGUGCUCAGUCAAUAAUUCCAAUUUCCAGAUUUUGUCUGAUUACGUGAUAGGUUCGUGUAUUGGAAAAAUGUGAGCCCUUGGAAUUGUAAAAGGGGAUUUGUGUUUAAUUUAACAUUAUUAUCAUAACAUGUGGUUAUUUUUAUAAGUUUCAUCAUUUUUUUCAUCUGGUUUUCUAUUUUAUAAUCAACUACAGAUGAAUACUUACUUAUCCCAAAUAAGAAAGACGCUCCUGUAUGCAGAUUUAUAAUUUGGUCUGUUAUAUUGUUUCGAAAACAUUUUAGGCUAUUUAAGUACAACAAGGUUUGUUUGUUAUUGUUUUCACAAGACUUGCUAUUGUAUAUAGUAUUCAAAUCAGUAUUCGAUACGGAAAGAAGCUUAUGUACCUACAUUUCCACUACAUCCUUGCAGCACAAUACGCUCACCACAAGCUCAUAACUUACUUGAUUACAUAUCAAUUAACCGUGUCAAAGAAGUACUUUUAUGGUGCGAACAUUUAGAUAAUAAAAAUAUAUUUAUCCUGGAAAAUGCCGGUGGCAUCAUCUCCAAUAAGAAGCGUUAUUACAUACUAAAAAACGUAUGCGUCAAGUUUGGGAUACACUUUAAUGGCAGAUGUUAAUUGCAACCUGGACGCCGCUACCAAGAGGAGUGGCAAUGGGGAAGUCCUGGUGGGUGACGAUGAUGAAAAAAGUGUGCAGAUCUUUAGCGACGCUGCCAAGUACAGCUACACCGCACUCACUGCCCUCGCCCUUCGAGACCUGUACAUGGAGGACCUUCACCACCAUGCUUUCUCCAGAGAAUUUGUGCACAACAUCCGAAUUCACUUGAAAUUGCCCCUUCAUUCUGACGAGGUCAUGCUCGCGCUAUUUCAAGGAGAAGGGGUCCAGAGUGGCGACGUCUACGUGGAGUUGGUCAAACAGGAGGGUCAUGCAUUUGCCUUCUUCAUUGUCAAGGAUCUCGUGUAUCAUUCAGUCCGAAGCGGCGUACUUUCUGGAAAAUAUGAUGCAAGAACGAGAGCAAUGAUCCUUGUCGUGGCAAAGUCCUUGGAUAUUCGUUCCUCGUUAGUUGAGAUGAUGGAAGAGUCUGCAGUCAAAUACUUGACAGAGACCAUUGUCCCCAAGACCGAAGCCGAGCUGAAAGAAACUCUGAAACGACAAAAGACUCGGAAAUAUAAGCGGUAUGCUCUUGUGGGGCUGGCAACGCUGGGCGGAGGAGCGAUUCUUGGCUUAACAGGCGGGUUGGCGACACCCUUAAUUGGUGCAGGUCUCGGGUCUCUUCUGGGAGCUGGUACGGCUGCAGCCCUUUCUAGCACUGCUGGAGCUGCUGUGAUUGGGUCACUAUUUGGUGUGGCCGGUGCUGGUUUGUCGGGUUUCAAGAUGCAAAAGAGAGUUGGCGAGGUGGAAGAGUUUGAGAUAAAACCACUGGGAAAAGUUUAUGCCAAGAAUCUGCACCUGGCAAUUGCCGUGUCGGGCUGGCUCAACGACCAAACGGGUGACCAAGGGUUUUUCAUUCCGUGGAAGAAUUUGAAAAUAUCGCAAGAACAGUACUGUAUUUUUUAUGAGUCACAAUACCUAUUGGAAUUAGGUCGUGCUGUUGAUUACCUUCUUAGUUUUGCCGUCUCAAUGGCUGCACAGGAAGCAUUGAAACUCACUAUUCUUUCAGGCCUAAUUUCAGCCAUAGCUUGGCCAGCAUCACUUCUCACACUUGCGUCAGUCAUCGACAAUCCUUGGGGAGUAUGUUGUAGAAGGUCUGCACAAAUCGGAAGAACACUAGCGGAAGUACUAAUUUCCAGGCGACACGGGAAUCGCCCAGUCACACUGGUUGGAUUAUCGCUCGGGGCUCGAGUAGUGUUUUAUUGUCUUCUUGAGCUUUCACAAAGGAAGGGACCUGAAGUUGAGGGACUUGUCCUUGAUGCAGUCAUGCUAGGGACUCCGGUCACCGGCAGGGCGUCAACUUGGAGUUCUCUUGCUCGUGUCGUUUCUGGAAAGAUUGUAAAUGGCUAUUGCAAAACAGACUGGCUUCUUAAAUUUCUAUAUAGAAGCACAACUGGGCACUAUAGAAUUGCUGGACUCGAACCCGUAACUUGGGCGCAUCCUCGCAUGCAUAACGUUGACCUAUCUCAUAUCGUAGCUGGACAUACAGAUUAUGCCGAGAAAAUUGACGAGAUCCUAAUAUCUCUUGGCUAUGCGGAGGAGUUGGACAUGGCAUCUGAGUUAAGAAGAAGCGUGUCUACAAUGCAUCUUAGAGAAAAAGAACGCCAUUUUAAACGCACACCUUCAGUUGACUCCUUCCUGUCCCUCCACAAACAUAAAGUUCAUCACCAUAUUGACAUUGAUGAGCUGAGGGCUUCAACCUCUUCUUCUGCACCAACGCCAACACCUUAUUCGACGUCCUCAACAAAUGGCAGCAGCAAUAUCUAAAAAUCGAUACAUUGCUGACCGGUAUCCGACCCAUCACGCAAGCAGUCAGUAUUAUUUAUUACAUUGGUAUAAUGAAUUACUCGACUAUGCUGCACUGGAGAAAACUUUAAUCUAGCUGUUACAUUCCAAACAAAAGUAUUGCUAAAUCAUUACAUUCCAGAAUCUUUGUAAAACGCUCGUCAUGUGAUAUCUUACAUAUUAUGUAACUUGAGUAUAUAUUCCAAAGAUUCUCAUUAUCAUGUUAUAUCAUGUUUGAAGUGAUCUAACACAAAGGAAAAUCAAAUCUAGUCUGAAGUGUACGAAAUCCGAAAGAAAAAAGACGGGUUUUACAGGGUUUUCACGCGCGACCUGCUUCCUCCAAGGCUUCCUCGUUCAACAAAAAACUAAACUCUAUCAAUAUGUAUAACCAAUUUACUAUGAAAAUUCAUCAAUAUUAACGUUGCAUAUCAAAUUCUGCCUGCAAAAUCCAAAAUUUUAUACCGGUAUAUAAGAUUCCUAACUUCGAAACCUUACAUGAAAUUAACAAUUACUGGUAAUCAAUACGUAUGUAAUUGGCACAGUGAAUCUUAAAAUCAUUUAGUCAGAUAAAUAAUUACUUAGAUGUACUCUUAUGUACUGGCGUACCUUAUAAAAACACUAUUACAAUUGUGGUAUGAAAAAUUCCUGUAGCCAAAUUCAUUACCUUUGUCAAUGAGAAAUGCAGUAUUUUCUUGUUCUAGGAGAGGAAACAGAGACUAUUUUUUAGUGAAGUGCGAGAAACAUAAAAGAACCCUUGUUAUUUUAAACUUUUAAUUUUAGUUUAAUACUGAUAGACAGCUAAUCCCAACAUAAUAAGAAUGUGUAGUUAUCCUAAUAUGUAAUGCAUAUUAUGAAUUUUGGGAAACUUUGAUUUGGAAAUGUUCAUAUUUAUGUAUACCUUAAUACAGAUGAUACCUACAUAAUACCUACAAAUCUCUUCCAAAAUAAACCAUAACUUUUUUGACAGAUACCAACACAGGUAUUACCAAACUACUAAUUUCCCAUUACAAAAAAAUAGAUAGCGGUAAAAAAAUCACAAUGUCACUAGGAUUCAACGCCAAUCUACAACACAGACAAACAACCUCACAACAAAUUAUACCAAACCAAAAUAUAUAAACGCUGUAGUCAACUAUUGUACUUAUGUUGUAUUUAAAUAGUUAAGUAAGCAAUUAACAUGUAGAUGAGCUUGUUAAAUUGUAAGGAAAAAAUCAUAUUUAGAUAUGCAACAUUCAAUUUAAACAUUAGAUUGAAUUAAAGACUAAUAGACUAUUUAUAGAAAUUAGAUAAUCAAGCGCAGUUUUAAAAAAUAAAUUGAAUAAACUCAGACAGCAUU